Molecule: messenger RNA, 1002 nt
Organism: Cladocopium goreaui
Lineage: Eukaryota; Dinophyceae; Suessiales; Symbiodiniaceae
Source: the annotation of a GenBank genome assembly
AUGGAGAGCCCAUGGGAACGACUGCGGGAUGGAACUGAUGCAGAUCGCCAGGAUCGCAGUCUCGUCCUGGCAGCUGUGGCGGAGGAAGGCAUUGCCUUGCAGUUUGCUGCCCCUGAGCUUCAAGGGGAUCAUGAGGUUGUUUUAGCAGCAAUCCAGCAGGACCCCGAUGCCUUGCAAUACGCCUCGGACUCCUUGCGACGCUGUCGGGAGGUCGUAGCUGCAGCAGUGGAGGGCGCAGGCAGUUCCCUGCAAUUUGCUGAUCCGAGCCUAUGGGAGGACCGAUCCUUCCUCCUGCCCGCUGUGAAGAGGGAUGGCCGGCUCCUACGGCUGGCACCGGCAGGGAUACAGGACAGAGAGUUGGUCUUAGAAGCAGUUCGUCAGGACGCAGAUGCCUUGGAAUUUGCCUCCGAGUCAAUGAGGGCUGACAAAGAGGUCGUCCUGUGCUCCGUCAGCAGCAGUGGCGAGAACCUGCGCUUGGCCUGCAAGGAGCUUCAAGAAGAUAGAGAUGUGGUGAUGGCAGCCAUCAAGACGGGUCAGGCUGAUAUCCAUCAUGUGGGACCCCAUGUGAAGCUCAGAACACUUGAAGCGGCGCAAGAGUUGGUCCCAUGGACUCAGGUGGAUCUUGUGGAACCGGCUGGUGACUUCAGGUCCUUCAACCUGGACAUUUUUGGCCCUCCUGCUCCUUCGGGCGGUGUCGGAGCCGGACGCGAGAGCCAGGAUGUUUGCAGAGUUGAAGGCUGCACUCCCUGCCUCUACUUCAUGAUCCAACGUGGAUGUGCUGGUUCGACAUGCGGCUGGUGUCACUUGCGCCACGACCCGCGGAAUGAGCCAAAGAGGAGCCGACCACGCAAAGCGACCAGAGAAACCUACAAAGAGUUGAUUGAGAAUGCUUUGGAAUUGGAGGAGCCGGAGCGCCAGAAGGAGUUGCAGGGAUUGGCGGCCGUCCACAGUUACUACCGCAAGGUGAUCAUUCAAAAGUUGAAGGAGAUGACUGAGGGCUGA